ACUUCUUCUGUUGUUUUGCACGUAUGUAUGGGUCGUGUAGUGUUUUGAACGUAAAAGUUAAAAAGCAAGUUCAAUAUGUAUUAUUAUUAGCAUUUUUAUGUACUUUUUGUUGUGCGAGGUUUCAGUAGUAGCUUGUACAACGGUAUAUCUGCGGGAGAAAGGACGUGCAAAAAUAAUUCGCAAGUGCAAUAAUAAAAAUAGCAAUAAUUAAUCAGUAAGCUUUUCACAGUUAUUUAGUUCCUGGCGAACAAAUCAAUAACUUAUUAAUUGUUGUGAUGAUAAGAUUGGACAUUUUUUAAAUUUAUGAUCAAAAUAAGUGUUUCCAGUGAUGGGGAGAAGAAGAAAGGGGUUGGAAGGUCAUAUUAUUAACUAGUUGGUUUAGGGAAUAAAAAUUGAAAAUUGUUGGAAAAGUGGGAUAAAAAUUGUAUAAUUACCGGUCGAGGACUAUUUUCUUGUCAACUUUAAAAUCUACACGAGCAGUUCGUGCCUACAUAACAAAACUUGGUGAAAAAUAUCGGAAAUUGGAGAACAACUUUAUUGCCUGCAUGAAGAAGCGGCGGACAAAGAAUUAGAAAUACUUAAACUGGACAAAAAGUGCAAUUGUUCGGCAAGAAUGGUGGCCUUAACGGAAUGCUCGCAAGGAGCGGUGCUACUUCAUAAUGAAUUUCGACGUUUCACCAACAAUAGUACAAAAUUGAGGAAGAUUUAUUCCGAAACGUUACGCUCGCUUGAUGAUAUUUCUUCCAGUGGGGUUGUUCCCAAGGAGGCGCUUAAAAUGCUGGAAACGAAGAUUAAGGAUGUCCAGCUUCAACGACCUUUGGUGGGGAGGCCGCCAUGUAUCAUCGUGCUGGGUCAAAGUGUCAAAGUUAAAGCUAUUUUAGUCAACGAGUUGUUUAGUCAGACACAUUUGCCCCUCAUGGAACCUGACCAGAGUGCUUGGAGGAUGGUCAAGUUCAGAUAUGGGAAGAAACCGCAGGUCCUGUUGACACUUGGGUCAAGCUACGAGUUGGUGGAAAAUGUGCAGGACACGCACUGGCGAGCACCGAGACAAAGGAUACGGAAAGUGGACUUGGCUGUUCCGGAUGUCGAGGCAAAAGGAAAUGUUGACGAAUGUGCCGUCGUGGAAAUGCAGUUGGAGCAUCCAAUCCUUUGCGACAAUGCGCAAGUUGUCGUCCCUCCGACUGGAAAUCUUGAGAAUUUUCAACAAAUCCUGAAAACAACGCUGGAUUCGGUGACUCCCAUUGUCAUGUAUGGCAUUUCAGAGGAUAAACUGUCCCCUGAGGACGAGCUUCAACUACUAAUUCUGCGCUGUCAGGCCCCCACCAUUCCAAUUUUCUUUGUACAAACCCCAUCUUCCGAAGAAACCUCCGGCCUCACGGAGGCCGAUUGCAACGAAAUGAUGAAACAUGGACAGCUAAACUUCACCUCGGAAAACGAUAGCGUAUCGAAGAAUCCAAACGCGCAAAAUUGUGCCUCUAUCGUCGACCAACUUGUACCUCUUGGAUUUCUACACGAGACGAAAACCUUACUGCUUCGACCCUCCAACCGACAUCAUCACCAUCAUCAUGCUCAUGCUGCCAAUUGUGGGGAAAAUUCCACCCCUUCGAUUCCUCAUGACAAAGAAGGAUUUUGGUUGCAAACGACAGAAACUUAUAAACCUGCCUGCGUUACCAGUGAGUACAUUAGCUGCCUGGAUGAUCUCCCUGUAAAAUUGGUGGAAUUUGUGCGACACUACUUGGAGUCGCAUUUGAUCUCAUUGUCAAAUCAUUUGCAUGGGGUGCACAACAGUUGUUUACAAAUGUUUAUCCUGGCUGCAUUUGAGAUGGCUCGAGAAAUGCAAAUUACACCUAAACGCCUGGAAUAUGCUCGUAUGAAGGAGUCCGAACUGUUUGAGAGUCUGAUGCAAAUUGCGGAGAAAAAGCAGGACGAAAUGUGCACCUUGAUUGCCGACACUAUUGCAGAAAGGCGAGAGGAUAUUUUACAAAAAGCAGAAGGGCAUCAAUUCAAAGGGCCAAUUCUUCGUGAGUGGGAGGGCCCACUGUCUGGAAAAUUAGUAUCUCAAUGUAUGCAAGAAAUCAGAGAAUUGGUAGUUUUGGAUCUAAACAACAUUGUGGCACAGAAACUCAUCAAAUCCGUGUACUGUUUACAUGACACUUUUCUCGGAACGUUAGAAAGGUGUGUUAACAGUUUGGAGAAGAAUUUAGAAUCUGAAGAUGACGGAGGAUUAGCGAGUGUGGCGUUAAAACAGAUCUUAACCUCCGCAUAUCAAGUUGAGGUGCCUAACCAUCAAUCCUCCUCAAUUCUUCGAGGUCUGUAUGAAAAGAUGAGACAGCUCCUCAGCUCUUUACCUUGGUCUUCCGUACCAGCCAUUGAUGCCGCGUGGCGUCGAAGCGUAGCCACCGACAUGUUGAAUUCUCUCUGCCAGAAACGUCUCGCCAAAGCGGUUUGUUCUCAACUGAGGGACAAGUUGAAAACUUCUCAUGAAACGUUUGCCGCUGCGCUUAAAAAUCUCGAAAUGCAUCACAACGAAAGAUUGGAAAGAACGGGAGAGAAAGGAUUUCGACUCCGCAAAGUGCAUGCUCCAAGGUUGGCAAGACUGGCGUUGGAAACGAGCUCAAUUGUUGAUUUUUUGAAAUUUGGAAUGCCUCACUGUGGAAAAGAGGUGGGAAGGGGUCAGUAUGGCGUGGUUUAUGCGUGUGAAAAAUGGGCCACCUUUUCUCCUUGUGCCAUAAAAUCGGUGGUUCCAAUGGACGACAAGCAUUGGAAUGACUUGGCCAUGGAAUUUUACUACAUGAGAAGUAUCCCUGAACACGAUCGGAUCGUUCGCGUCCGUGGGUCUGUGAUUGACCACUCGUACGCUGGUGGUUCAAUACCUGCAGUUCUCAUCGUAAUGGACCGACUGUCUCGAGAUCUUUAUUGCGCCUUAAAAGUUGGUCUUCCUUGGUUGAGUAGAUUACAGGUCGCUCUCGACGUUGUGGAAGGAAUACGAUUCCUCCACUCGCAGGGUCUCGUACAUCGGGACAUUAAGCUUAAAAAUAUUUUAUUAGAUUCUAACAAUCGUGCAAAAUUGACUGAUCUUGGGUUCUGUAAACCGGAAGCGAUGAUGUCGGGAUCCAUCGUUGGCACUCCGAUCCACAUGGCACCAGAGCUCUUUUCUGGCCAGUACGACAAUAGCGUUGACGUCUACGCAUUCGGGAUCCUGUUUUGGUACCUCUGCUCCGGAAAAGUAAGACUACCCCAUGCGUUUGAACAGUGCCAAAAUAAAGAACAUUUGUGGACAAGUGUUCGAAAAGGUGCAAGACCCGAGCGAUUGCCCUACUUUGAUGACGAAUGUUGGCGACUUAUGGAGUCAUGUUGGGCAGGAGAGUCAGCACAACGACCCCUCCUUGGCGUCGUUGAACCAAAAUUAAAGGGGAUUAAGAAACGAUUCUCGAAACUCUGGCUUGACAGCCAAUACCAGUCCGCCGUCCAUGACCCAUCAACCACGGACGAAUCUGUCGGAGUAGAUUCCGAGCAGGAAUUGGAAGAGAGCAGCGAUUAUCUAAAUAUUGAGAUCCCCUCACAGUUCAAAACUGAUAUCGAAACAUUAAGAAAACAAGUUCCUUCUUCUUCUUCCGGGAAUGCUGCUCAAGCUGUAACACGGAGCAAAGGCUUAGUUGAAGAGGAGGUCCGAACGGGUGAAGACGACGACGACGACACCAACGGUAACAAUACUGGGACACGGGAAAGAUAUCAAAGGUUGACGAACCCACCAAUUAAAGAAGGACGGAGAUUCAGUAAGGAGAGAGAGAGACUGUAUUAUAAUUCCAAUUAGUAUGUAUGUAUAAUUUAGUAAAUAUAUAUAUAUAUAUUCAUAAUAAUGAUCAUUAUUAAUUCAUUCAAUUUGUGAUACAAGAAAAAAAGUGAUCUAAUAUGUUAUUAUUUGGCAAUUGGCAUGAAUGACACAUUUUUAGAACAUGACAUUUUUGCUUAAAAAAUGAGACAAUAUCGCAACUUUCUAAAUUAUACAAAAAUAAAGUAGUGUUCUUCU
Messenger RNA from Folsomia candida, 4030 nucleotides. RefSeq names its product dual serine/threonine and tyrosine protein kinase. Gene Ontology annotation, biological process: protein phosphorylation. Gene Ontology annotation, molecular function: ATP binding; protein kinase activity. The transcript is spliced from 15 exons. The record is from RefSeq and is a predicted model, not a curated record. NCBI's taxonomy places the organism in Eukaryota, Metazoa, Arthropoda, Collembola, Entomobryomorpha, Isotomidae. Bases 614 to 3814 code for a protein of 1066 amino acids.